AUGUUGAGUGGCGUGUUUGGUCUGCUGGGAUCUGAUUAUGGAAAAUUUUCCAUCUGUAGGAAAAGUUGGCGUCAGAUUACCACUAAAGACAAGGUUUAUAACGAAUGUGUCAAGCAAAUUUUUCACUUCGAUGAAGACAGCGAAGAAACUAUCAAGAAAAAUAUUUCGAAAAGUAUGAGGAAGUCUUGGAAGGAAACAAGGCUGAGGUUGUAUGACCGUUUUUAUGAUCCAACAUUCAUGACUGAACAAAAUCUUGAGAAUUGCCCGCUGGGAAUUGAUCGAGAGCAUUGGAGAUUGUUCCUUGACUAUCGUGCUGAACCUGAGACGAAGGAGAAGUGCAGGAAAAACGCGGAGAAUCUAUCAAAACAACAAUAUACCCACACUGGCGGUUCGAAAAGCUUCACACGGCGGAUGGAAGAAGAGUCGGAAGAACAAGGAAGGAUAGUCAGUAGAGGAGAGUUAUGGAUCAAAGUGCACAAAAAAAGGAUGGCUCAUAUAUCAAUGAUAAAGCAAGAGCAAUUGGUAAUUGAGGAGAUUGAACAACAUGAUGAGUCUUCUAGAAUCUUGUCUCAAAAUGAUUCCAUUGCUCAAGUUUUCAGAAAAGAGAAACUGGGUAGAGUACAUGGUGUGGGUUUUGGACCGACUCGUCAACUCUUCGGUCCGAAUUUACAUGCGCCUGGCAACGGAGUCCAACUAGAGGAGACCCAGAGGAAGCUGCUUGAACUGCAGGCAGAGCUGGAGGGCGAGAAGUUGAAGAGGAAGGCGAUGGAGGAUGAGGCAGUAGCAGAGAAGAAAAAGAUGAAGGCGAUGGAGAGUGCUUUGAUUUAUCUUCUUCAACGGCAAGGUGAGGAGCUACCACCAGAAAUCGCUGCAGGGAUGAGUUUCGUGGAAUGA
Molecule: messenger RNA, 894 nt
Organism: Arachis duranensis
Lineage: Eukaryota; Viridiplantae; Streptophyta; Magnoliopsida; Fabales; Fabaceae
Exons: 5
Coding region: 1-894 (297 amino acids)
Source: RefSeq, a predicted model, not a curated record